This is a messenger RNA of Fundulus heteroclitus (mummichog), 1190 nucleotides long. Its product is annotated as ADP-ribosyl cyclase/cyclic ADP-ribose hydrolase 1. The transcript has 8 exons. Gene Ontology annotation, molecular function: phosphorus-oxygen lyase activity; NAD+ nucleosidase activity. Gene Ontology annotation, biological process: positive regulation of B cell proliferation. Gene Ontology annotation, cellular component: plasma membrane. NCBI's taxonomy places the organism in Eukaryota, Metazoa, Chordata, Actinopteri, Cyprinodontiformes, Fundulidae. Bases 115 to 954 code for a protein of 279 amino acids. The record is from RefSeq and is a predicted model, not a curated record.
ACGUCCUCAGACCGCAACACCAGGUACACAAAGUGCUGGGAACAACCAUUCCCCCCGGGGAAGUGAGCCGCUGCUGAAGGUUGACGCUCCUGGAGGGAUCUGAACACCAAGGCCAUGGAGAGAGGGGAGGUCCGCAGCUUGGAGAAGAGGCGCAGGAGACGCGGCUUAACCAUGGCUGCGAUCUUAGCCGUGCUUCUCCUGCUCAUCAUCGCCAUCAUCCUGGGAGUGACUCUGACUCGGAACGAAGAUGAGUUUGAGCGCAUGUUCAUAGCGAGGUGUCGGAUGUUCAGGGGGCUCGGGAAGCCUUCAGGGGACAACUGUCAAAGCAUAUGGGAUGUGUUUCAACAAGCCUACGUUAACCGAGACCCUUGUGAAGUUCCCCCAGAGGCCUACGAUGGCGUCAUUGCUGCAGUUCCCUUCAACUCCACCUGCAACACAACAGUGUUCUGGAGCGAAACAAAGGCUGUGGUGCACGACUUCACUGAGAAAAAGGACUGUUUUAAGACUGCGGAGGAUUUCCUGUUGGGAUCGGUCCUGGAUGGCCUAGUCUGGUGUGGAAAGAAGGGCAGCAAUGAAACUUUCACCACCGAUUGCCCAGAACAAUGUCAGAAAAACCCUGUUCGCUCUUUUUGGAAAAGAGUCUCGGUUGCGUUUGGAGGGACUGCUUGUGGGAACGUCACUGUGAUGCUAAACGGUUCCCUCCCGACUCCGUUUAAUGAAGCAAGUAUGUUUGGCAGUGAUGUGUUGAAGACUUUUACGUCUCCCAAAGUGAAACAAUUGAAUGUUGUUCUGGUCACCCAGGAGAACUCUGUGACAAACUGCACAAAUGAAUCUUUAGAAAAACUGAAGAUGAAGCUGAACAAAGGGAUCGGUUAUAGGUGCUCUGAAGUGUCUCAGUCUAAGAUUGAGUGGUGCGCCUCUGCCCCAGAGAAACCCUGCUCUCUCUGCUGGUGACAGUGAAAUAAUCCCCCUCAUCAAACAGUUUAUUAUCUGUUGUUUCGUUGUGUUUUAAACCAAGCCUAAAAACCUUUGGUAUUUAUGGGUCAGUUCAACACGGAUUAUGUUAGAUAAAGUUUUUGCUAUAUGUGUUCAAUUGAUGCACAUGUGUAACAAAAGAAUCAGUGCAUACAGUUAGCCAAAUGUUUGAAAACAAUCAAUAUAUUAAGCUGUACAUUAAAAGUUAUUUCAUA